GAUGCAAAGAUCCAUUUUUCUCCUAAGGCUUGGUGAGCACUUAGCUUUGAACUUUGAAAUAUCAAAUAACCAUUUGAUUUAGAGAAAGUAUGCUCCUGGCUUGCCACCCGAAGAAGGGAAUUCUAUUGAACCUCCGAGACUGAUUUGUUUUCCGGUAGUACUAAUAUGAGUGGGUGCUUUGCCCACUAUCUAUAAAAAAAACUUGCCCAUUGGCUACAUUCCGAACACUAAUCUUUUACAGCUGCCCGGGAUUUGGCCUUGCUCUUCGCCUUACCGAGUUGAUAACAUCUACACCGGAAACAAGAACUCUACCAACGCUUAUUGCCAAUAGUUCCUACGUUCACAGCUCAGAUUUUUCCAACAGAUAGGCCACCGGGAUGACAGCCCUAGCCCUGAGAACUCUUAUGAUGAGGAAAUACACCGGUUAGAAGACCAAGAGCAGAUAGGGUAAGAGCUGCUACGAAAGCGGUUACCUUUCUAACUUUCCUUCUUACAGGGCACGUCCUACCACAGGGUGCAGCAGUGUGGAAAGAAGGCGAGCUGUUGCUGAUGUGAUAAAAUGCUAGGGAAGAUAGAUUGACUAUGCCCCUUAGCGAACUGACUUCCUCCUUUGGUACGCGCAUCGUUUCUUCAGUUGGUGGGGCUAGGUUAAUAGCUGGCAUUUAAUAAACAGAGCGAUAGACCCGGGCGGGAAAGGCUAAGCUUUGGUGCCAUCGUUUGUCUAGUAUACUUAGUGUGCCUAGUGUGAAAGGAAAUAUGGCUUCGGGCAAUGUCACUUCAAAAGAAAAUCCUAUUCUAUUGGCUAUUGAGAACUGGGAUAUAUUGAUUCUGGUUCUCCAGAAUUGCUUCUUUCUGUGCCUGCACCGAUGAUGGACUAUAAAAAAAAUUAUACUGACCAUGGCAUAAAACAAAGAAGAAUGUCCGGCGAUAGCAUAGGUGCUCUUGCUCCCGCGUAGAUUGAGUCCGUUCGAGUUUCAGCUUGGCUAGGGCGCUGGAAAAGAAGUCAUUAAAGCGAGCUCUUUAAAGUGUCAAGGUCCUUAUCCGAACCACUAUGUACGGAAACAAGGAAGCCAUCCCCGUAUCUACUAAAGAAAGAUGGAUUUGUUUUGCACCUGAUAGCGGGAUGCCUUUCAGUCCAAAUUUCCUACUUAGGAAGAGCCCUUCUCAAAGACACGCGAGCCAGCCGGAGCACAUGCUACUUUUUCGAAAUCGCGAACACCUUACCUUUCUUCUUAGUCUGAUCCGGACACUCAAGACCUCGGUUCUUGGCUUUGAUCCAAUUCCGAAGCUCGUUUGCUCACUAGCCGAUGUCAUUUUCAAUUGACAACGUUAGAAAAGUUAGAAAAGUAUGGAGAUUUCUUGUAGCAAGAAGUUUCUUUACCUUCCCCCUUUUGGGGGUAGUGGUAUAUACGAACCAGAUUUCUUUUAGGAAUGAUCUUUCCCUGUAACUAGAAAUAUCGUAAGAGAAGAAAAAGAAUGUUACGCCCAAUUCUUCCCAUCCUUUCCGUUGGUCAACAACCAAAAAAAGAAAAGUCCACUUUCGUUUUUCACUAGUCCUACAGGCAGGAAGGAAGGACUCCCUUUCUCUUUCUUUCUGGAGGGAAUCAUUUUCUAUAUUCGAAUAGAAUCCAAAAAAUGCCUCAAUUGGAUAAAUUGACUUAUUUUUCACAAUUCUUCUGGUUAUGCCUUUUCUUCUUUCUUUUCUAUAUUGCCAUAUGCAAUGAUGGAGAUGGAGUACUUGGGAUCAGCAGAAUUCUAAAACUACGGAACCAACUGCUUUCACACCGGGAGACCAACAUCCUACGCAACGACCCCAAGAGUUUGGAAGAUAUCUUGAGAAAAGGUUUUAGCACCGGUGUAUCCUAUAUGUACUCCAGUUUAUUCGAAGUAUCCCAAUGGUGUAAGGCCGUCGACUUAUUGGGAAAAAGGAAGAAGAUCACUUUGAUCUCUUGUUUCGGAGAACUAAGUGGCUCACGAGGAAUGGAAAGAAAUAUAUUCUAUUUGAUUUCGAAGUCCUCAUAUAGCACUUCUUCCAAUCCUGGAUGGAGAAUCACUUUACGGAAUGACAUAAUGCUAAUGCAUGUUCUACACGGCCAAGGAAGCAUCGGUUUUGAAUCUCAUUAUGACUUGCCUCAACCAGAGAGAUCAACCUGCGCCUUUGAUUUUACGCAGAACGAACUAAUCCGCGACCAGCAAAGGCAUGAUUAUCAUUUGGUAGAUCCAAGUCCAUGGCCUAUUUCGGGUUCACUCGGAGCUUUGGCAACAACCGUAGGAGGUGUGAUGUACAUGCACUCAUUUCAAGGGGGUGCAACACUUCUCAGUUUGGGCCUCAUAUUUCUCCUAUAUACCAUGUUCGUAUGGUGGCGCGAUGUUCUACGUGAAUCCACGCUGGAAGGACAUCAUACCAAAGUCGUACAAUUAGGACUUCGAUAUGGUUUUCUUCUUUUUAUCGUAUCGGAGGUUAUGUUCUUUUUUGCUUUUUGGGCUUCUUCUCAUUCUUCUUUGGCACCUACGGUAGAGAUCGGAGGUAUUUGGCCCCCAAAAGGGAUUGGGGUUUUAGAUCCUUGGGAAAUCCCUUUUCUUAAUACCCUUAUUCCCCCUUCAUCCGGAGCUGCCGUAACUUGGGCUCAUCAUGCUAUACUCGCGGGGAAGGAAAAAGGAGCUGUUUACGCUUUAGUAGCUACCGUUUUACUGGCUCUAGUAUUCACUGGCUUUCAAGGAAUGGAAUAUUAUCAAGCACCCUCCACUAUUUCGGAUAGUAUUUAUGGUUCUACCUUUUUCUUAGCAACUGGCUUUCAUGGUUUUCAUGUGAUUCUAGGUACUCUUUUCUUGAUCAUAUGUGGUAUUCGCCAAUAUCUUGGUCAUCUGACCAAGGAGCAUCACGUUGGCUUUGAAGCAGCUGCAUGGUACUGGCAUUUUGUAGACGUGGUUCGGUUAUUCCCAUUUGUCUCUAUCUAUUGGUGGGGAGGUAUAUGAAGGAACGAAUCAGUGGAUUGAGGAAUGAAAGCUCGAAGACAAAGAGAACCGGGCUUUUCCAAAGAAUUACUGCAGCUUUCCCACUCCCUUUGAUUAUCAUAUACAAAAAAGUAUCUUCUACUUUCCUACCAAAUCUCUCUCUAUUCUGGCA
Messenger RNA from Andrographis paniculata, 3127 nucleotides. RefSeq names its product cytochrome c oxidase subunit 3-like. The record is from RefSeq and is a predicted model, not a curated record. Gene Ontology annotation, cellular component: membrane; mitochondrion. Gene Ontology annotation, molecular function: cytochrome-c oxidase activity. Gene Ontology annotation, biological process: mitochondrial electron transport, cytochrome c to oxygen. NCBI's taxonomy places the organism in Eukaryota, Viridiplantae, Streptophyta, Magnoliopsida, Lamiales, Acanthaceae.